CCCCCUCUUGCUUUGUUUGUUUUGUUUCAUAGUCCAUCCAUCUGAAAUGGGUCUGUGUUGAAUCUGCAUAUAUGCUGACGGAUUUGUGUAUUAGAGAGUUUGAUACCCUGUGAUAAGUAAUACAAAAGGAGAUACCAUGUUUUCAUGUGAGUUAUGAUGAGAAACUUGAGUAUUAAGGUUGAUAUGGUAGUAGAUAGACUGCUAGAGGAGUUAACAUAAUUGUUUCAUAGAAGGGUUUAUUAGAUACAUGUCAUUACAACUUUGCUGAUUUUGAAACAUUCCACCACAAAGGUUGAUUUUAGAGAUGUCAUCGCAAUUUGCUUUUUAUUUGAGAUAUGAUGGAAGUGGUGGCAGACUCAACCUUGGGUGGAUCUGCUCGUGUUCAUCUCUGGGGACAGAAGAGCUCACUCCAGAAGGAUGCCAGCCUGCUAGUGAUGAGGGAGGCCUCCGUCGCUGCACAGAUCCUGCUGGCAGGGUAAAGAGGGCCUGGGGUCGUGUCUCGAGGCCUGUGGUGGCGGGGAAAUAUUGAGCCAUAGAGGAGGGGGAGGAGGUGGCCACGGGAGAUGGCUAGAGAAGGAAGACGAGGGUAGUUUGGUCCAAACAUCUCAAAUAAAAAGCUAAUUUUGAUGGCAUGUCUAAGAUUUUGACCUGUUUAGUGACAUACUUGAAAAAUGGCGAUAAGGGGAUGGAUCUGAUUAACCCUUUCAUGAAAGGGUGGACAAGAAGGAUGUAUGCUCCCUUGCAACUGUUUUGUAUGUAUUGUGCAUGCCUUGCUUGCAAUUAAUGUUAAGGUGGUAGUAGUCCAGGUAAUGUGGCAUGCAAUUUUGUGUUUGGGAUGAGAACAAUUCUCCAGUUUUGGUCGACCAGUUUAGGGGCUUCCUCUUUACUCAAGGGAAGAAGUGAGAUAGUAGGGUGAGGGCACAUUUACUCAAUUUUCUUUGAUUACAGUUUUUUUCUUACUACAUUUGGUAGUUUUUGUAUGGGUUAGGUCCCCCGCCCCCAAUCGCAAAAAAAAAAAUCCAGAUUUGGACCCAAACUUCUACUUACAUAAGUUCACCGUUUUCAUGCCACAACUCAAAGCUGGCAUAUCUGGUGCUUGAGGAUACAUCAGCUUGUGCUAGAAUGUGAGAAACAACCAUUGCCCCCUCAACAGCUGAUCAUCGCUGAAUAGCCUGGAUGUGUAGUGUUUGGCACAUGGUGUGCACCAAGUUCACAUGCGCUGUGCCUUGUAGGUACUGGACCCAGAUUCAGUGGCUGGUAAACCUUGUAGGUAUUGAAUGUAAUGCACAUUACUCACAAGCUUCAUUUACAUUGGCUGGUGGGCAAUGCCAUGGCUGCAUGCAUGUUACUCAAUGCUCUAGCUACCUUGUGAAUGUCCUAAUAUCAGGAAUACUGAAGAUGGAAGCCCCAAAUUCUUCAGUGGUAUCAGUUGACCGUGGUCAUAUAUUGCCUGGUUUUGCCAAGCCUGGUUUUGCCAAGCUUCAGGGUAAAGAUUUUGAGUAUGUUAUACAGAAAUAUUCAAUCAUCUUGGGGCGCAGUACUAAAACAUGCAAAGUAGAUUUGGAUCUUUCUGAACUUGGUGGGGGCAGAGGCCCACGUGUUUCCCGUCAUCAUGCACGUAUAUUCUAUGAUUUUGAUCGCCACCAUUUUGCCCUUGAAGUUCUUGGCAAAAAUGGAUGCAGCAUCGGGAAUUUCACUUAUCUCCCAGGUAGUGAUCCAAUUAAACUGGAAUCCCAGUACCUCAUUGAGAUUGCUGGCAAAAAGUUCUACUUUCUCCUAGCAAUUCGCUCUGUCGCUGCCACUCUUGCUGCAUGGGGUGCUCAUGCUUCCUCAGUGCCCCAAUCAUCAUCCUUGAUGCUUCCUGAUGGCCCUGGGCAUUCGUAUGCUGAUGGUUAUGACCCUAGCAAUGGUGAAAACGGGGUGAGGCAAAGCAGGAGGUUUUCUGGAGAGCUGGACAUCUCUAACAGCGAUGGCAUUGCUGCUGAUCCAGCUGGAACAGAUGGUGAAUCUGAGAAUGAUACAGAGGAUCAACAACUCCUAGAUGAAGAGAAAGAUAUCGUGUCAUCUCUUGUACUCCUGAUACCUGACAUAUGUAGUCCUGGAGAAUGGGUGCCUAUGGAGAAACUCCAUUCAGAGCUUCUUGAACGCUUUGGUUAUAACUGGCCUAGUGCCAGGGUCAGGAGGUACCUGCAACAACAGGACGCCUCAGUCUCAUCAACUGAAACAGAAGGCAGGCCAUGGUGCAACCUGUUGCCACUACUCAGGAAGUAUCCAGAUGAUUUUGUCCUGAGCUCAGUGACCAGAGGGGAAGUAACAACAGAGUAUGUUGGGUUGGUAUCCCUAGUGUCCUUGGGGAAUGGACCAUGAACCUUAAAACAGUUCUCUGAAUUCUGAUGCUGCUCAGGCCAUCAUCAGCCUUUGUUCUAAAGAAACCGGGACAUGUUGUUUGUAUCCGAGGCUCAUGUUGUAGGGCCUAUCAUGAUGUAUUGUAAACCUGUGCACCUUCGUUGUGGGUAUCUUUAGGAUUUGAUCUGUGCAGUCCAUUGCAACAAUUUGCAAACUUUCUUUCGACAGAGUUGGUUCUGUUUGGACAAUUGUCAGUGUGUUUAGCUUGUUCA
Molecule: messenger RNA, 2618 nt
Organism: Panicum virgatum (switchgrass)
Lineage: Eukaryota; Viridiplantae; Streptophyta; Magnoliopsida; Poales; Poaceae
Product: FHA domain-containing protein FHA2-like
Exons: 4
Coding region: 1177-2367 (396 amino acids)
Biological process (GO): regulation of ribosomal protein gene transcription by RNA polymerase II
Cellular component (GO): nucleus
Molecular function (GO): protein binding; sequence-specific DNA binding
Source: RefSeq, a predicted model, not a curated record